Linum trigynum is the source of this 756-nucleotide messenger RNA. NCBI's taxonomy places the organism in Eukaryota, Viridiplantae, Streptophyta, Magnoliopsida, Malpighiales, Linaceae. The record is from the annotation of a GenBank genome assembly.
UGGACUUGCAUGCACCUUGAUGUUUAUUUCCGUGAGUGAUUAUUGAUUUACCAAUUUUAUUAGAAACACUGAAUCAUACAACAAGAGAGGUUAGGUCUCCUAGUAUUUAAACAUCAGGAACUCCAUCGAUCUAUAUAGUUGUGAUAACCAAAGUAGCACAAAAGGGGAACAAAAAGAAAAAGCUCAAAAAUUGUUCAUUUUUUGACAGCCCAUAAACUCAAAAUGCAGAGAUCCACCUCUCAACUAGGAGUGUUCUUCUUCAUGUUGUUGCUUGCAGUCUCCUCUUGUUUUGCGAGGGAGAUGGAAGGAAGAGAAAUUGUCAAACCAUUGGAGUCGACCAAUGCGGGGAACGAGCCAUGCAAAAAGAUUGAUGACUGCAAUGCGAAAUGUGCGAGAAGAGGAUGCACUCCUUAUUACUGCAGCCCUUUGGGAUGGUGUUGGUGCAUAUUACCAAUAUCUAAGGGCAUUGCUCAAUGUUAUUAAUUAUUAAUUUGCUCUUUGUAUACGUAUUACUUCUUUAAUAAUUAUCAUAUUUCGAUAGAUAUAUUUCGAUUCGGAUUCGAUCCUAUGAAAUAUUUUAAGUACAAAGAAAAAUUGAACCGAAACUAAAUUUGGACUACUCCAAAAAAAUCAAACAUACUUUGGUCCAAUUUUUUCCACUACAAGAAAAACUGGCUAUAGAAGCAAUGUUUAUUUGCAUCUAAAACUCAUUUAUUUGUUUCUGUAUACCUUUUGAAACAAAUAGAUUAUUUGCAU